This is a messenger RNA of Carassius auratus (goldfish), 1138 nucleotides long. Its product is annotated as immunoglobulin kappa light chain-like. The record is from RefSeq and is a predicted model, not a curated record. The transcript has 4 exons. Lineage: Eukaryota; Metazoa; Chordata; Actinopteri; Cypriniformes; Cyprinidae. Gene Ontology annotation, biological process: response to bacterium. The annotation marks the transcript as partial.
UGUGUGUUUGUGAGUCCACAUCUAUUGGCCCUACUCUGAUAUGUACUAUAAAGGGGAAUUUUCCUUUGUCUAAUGUAGAAACUGAUCAGUGUAUCGAGUUUAAACAAUGCUAGUUAUUUUAAAUAUGUAUAGCGUCAUUGAUACCAUGUUUAAAUCCUGAUCUACAACAGAAUAGAUACUUUACAAAUCAUUAAAGAUUUGAUGAUAAUGUUCCACAUCUGUUAGAAGCAGAAGUUAAACAAGGAAAUGAGCAAUGACAUGUUAGCUCAGAGAGCCAAUGCAAUGAUGUGAUGAUGCUUCCACUCAAAGCAGAGGAAAGGUUUCAGAGAAUCUAAGGUUGAGCACUGAAGGUCAUCUGAAAAUGUAUGUCAUUCUGUUCAUUGUAUGUGUUCUCUUUUAUAAACCAUCAAUGCAAUAUUCUACAAGUAUUCGGCAGACAGAAGAUGUAGCAGUUCAAGUAGGCGAUGAUGUGACAUUAUACUGCUUUCACCCAAAAGAACAACUGAAUAGAGUCAUGUGGUUAAAACAGACUCUGGGAGAGAGACCUGUUCUUGUAGCCUCUUCAUAUCACUGGACUCAAGAAAGUGUACUUUAUGAUGAUUUUGAAAAGUCAAAACGCUUUAGAGUAGAUACAUUGAGUGGCAGCUUUAAUUUGACUAUUCAAAAAACGGCAGAAUCUGAUUCAGCUACAUACUUCUGUGCUGUUUCUUUCUCUAAUGUUGUCCACUUUGGAGCAGGAACUAAUCUAGUGCUUAGAGCAGGUUCUAAAUCCAACAGGAUUCAUAUUCUACAGCAGCCUCACCCUGAAAUAACAUCGUCCGGUGGAAAUGUAACUCUACUAUGUACAAUCCAAAAUCAACAAGAGAGUUGUGGAGAUGAUCACAAAGUCUACUGGUUCAAACAGGGUUUAGAAAAAUCCCAUUCAGGAAUCAUUUACACUCAAGGAAGUUGUAAAAACAGCUCAAUGACUGUUUCUCCUACCAAGAGCUGUGUCUACAGUCUCUCUUUGAGAAACAUCAAGCCCUCUGAUGAUGGGACUUACUACUGUGCUGUGGUCACGUGUAAGGAGAUUUUAUUUGGAAAUGGAAUUAAUCUGGCUUCUUAUGAUGAAGGUAAAGGCCAACACAUAAAUAUCUAC